AUGACAUGGGCUCAAACGUCAUGGCGGACGCGGGCGGGCUACCAGCCCUACGGAGCCCCGAGUGAGUGCAUGCUGCGUCACUGUGAUCCGCAUCGCCCACCAUGUUUACUAGGCAUAUCCAUUCCUAUAUCCAGGGGAUCUGCCUACCCGCUCGUAUGCACAAGCUCAGAAUGGUAUCCAUCCGAAUCUGAUAACCGUUCAUUCUUCCUCUUCGGAAACCGACUACGCGCCAUGGCUGCACCAACAGAGCACCACCACCACCAACUACAAACCCCCCCGCCAUCCCCACAGGCCACACGGCGCAGACACAAGAAGAAACCAGACCCAUUUGAGCAACUCGCAACAAUCCCAAUUCCAUCGCCCCCAUCUUCGCCGGCCGACGCGCUGCACGACAGCAACGAGCCUCUUCUAGCACGGAUUAUCCUAACCCCCGUCUUCUUCACUUCCUUCCUACUAUCGCUCUUCCUGGUAAACUAUCGCAAUCGCGUCCGCCGCACGCACGCACAUGCACCGACUUCUUCUUCCUCGCUUCUAGCCUACCUGGUCCCGUCGCGAUGGCUCGACCCGGAGCCUUAUCAGGACCCGGACGAUUCCACCUGGGGUCGUCGCAGGCACACGGCCGCCGCCCAACACGUCGAACCGCAUAGUGCUAUUUCGCCGAAACAACAAGACGAUGCAGUGCAGAGUCGCUUCGUGACGCCGAAUGGGAACAAGAAGAGGAGGCACAAGUCGUGGCACUUGCAUAAGAAGAUUCGCAAGGUGGCCAGGUUGGAGAUUGGCGAUGCGCUCGAGAUGCGAGGCCGCAUGAUCGCGGCUAUGGCUACUCUGGUCGUUUUGGCUGGGGUGGCUGGUUGGAUGGCCUUGAAAUGGUGCUUUGCAUCCUUGUCGCGCGCCAUGUCUGCCGCGCCGGGAUAA
Bipolaris maydis ATCC 48331 is the source of this 915-nucleotide messenger RNA. RefSeq lists its product as uncharacterized. The record is from RefSeq and is a predicted model, not a curated record. Lineage: Eukaryota; Fungi; Ascomycota; Dothideomycetes; Pleosporales; Pleosporaceae.